Molecule: messenger RNA, 3829 nt
Organism: Scatophagus argus
Lineage: Eukaryota; Metazoa; Chordata; Actinopteri; Scatophagidae
Gene: hephl1b
Product: hephaestin-like 1b
Exons: 20
Coding region: 181-3492 (1103 amino acids)
Biological process (GO): iron ion transport
Cellular component (GO): plasma membrane
Molecular function (GO): ferroxidase activity; copper ion binding
Source: RefSeq, a predicted model, not a curated record
GUCGUUGCUCUGCUGCUGAAUAGAUUGACUGUUUUGCAGCAGUUUCAUAAGCGCUGCAGCUCAGACGCCCGCCGUUUACGCACCGCUUGCUCGGAAGUGUCAGCGGAGGAUUUCUAGUUUCUGUUCCUCAACCAAAACUCACACACCCCGUCUUGGGCCUGACGCAGUAGUCAUCCGGACAUGGCACCGACUUUUGCGCUGUUUAUGAGUUGUUUGUUGUUACUUCUCUUGUCCGGUGCGGAGGCGGGUCGCGGGAGGGAGAGAGUUUACUAUGUGGGAAUAAUUGAGGACUUGUGGAAUUAUGCACCCAGUGGAAAAAACCUCCUUAACGGGAAAAACGUCGGAGAUGAUGAGCAUGCAUCUAUAUUCCUGAAAAACGGAACCAAUCGUAUUGGCAGUGUUUAUAAGAAGGCCAUGUUUCGACAGUACACAGACGCCACAUACAGCCACCAGGCCCCUCGUCCCACCUGGUUGGGCUUUCUGGGGCCCAUACUGCGAGCAGAGGUUGAUGACAUUAUUGUGGUUCACCUAAAGAAUUUUGCGACCAGGAACUACUCCAUGCAUCCCCAUGGAGUUUUCUACGACAAGAGUUCAGAGGGGGCACUCUAUCCAGAUGGGACGUCGAACAAGAUGAAGAUGGACGACUCUGUUCCCCCAGGAGGCAGCUACACCUACCGCUGGGAGGUCAGACCUGAAUUUGCCCCUACAGAUGACGAUGCCAACUGCCUGACCUGGGUCUACCACUCUCACUUAGAUGCCCCCAGGGAAAUUGCAUCAGGACUUAUUGGAGCUCUGCUUACUUGUAAGAAAGGAACCUUGAAGGAGCCUAACGAUCUAGUCCAGGGUCAGACACAGCCAGGAUCUGUGGUAGAGUCCGCCCGAAAUGAUGUGGACCAGGAUGUGUUCCUGAUGUUCACCGUGGUGGAUGAAAACCUCAGUUGGUACCUGGAGGAUAACAUUCAGAGAUGCUCUUGUCCAGCUGAAAUCUUCGAAGAAGACCCAGACUUUGAGGAGUCAAACCUGAUGCACUCUAUUAAUGGGUACAUGUUUGGUAAUCUGCCCGGAAUCGACUUAUGCCAGCACCGUGCAGUAGCCUGGCAUUUGUUUGGCAUGGGUAACGAGGUGGACAUUCAUUCUGCCUUUUUCCAUGGGAAUACACUGCUGGACCGUGGCCACCGCACCGACGUUCUCAGCCUGUUCCCUGCCACAUUUGCUACAGCUACAAUGGUCCCAAAAGCAAUAGGAAAGUGGCUGCUGACCUGCCAGGUUAAUGACCAUUUGCAGGCUGGAAUGCAGGCCUUUUAUGAAGUGAAUUCGUGCGGCAGUGAGGUCGGCUCCACAGAGAUGGGCGGUGUUGUGAGGAAUUACUUCCUGGCAGCGGAGAAAGUCCUGUGGAACUAUGCUCCCUCAGGAAAGGAUCUGAUUAACAAUGUAUCCCUUACUGAGGCUGACAGUGCAUCAGAGACAUUUUUUCUUAGAGAUGACAAUAGGAUCGGCGGUAGCUACUAUAAGGUGAUCUACAAAGAGUACACAGACAGUACCUUCACCACAGUAAAAACUCGGCCACCUGAUUCUCAACACUUAGGACUCUUAGGUCCAGUCUUGAGGGCAGAGGAAGGAGAUACUCUUAGUGUGACAUUCAUGAAUAGAGCUGAUCGAAACUACAGCAUCCAUCCACAUGGCCUGCACUAUGACAAACGUUUCCAGGGAAGCAGUUAUGACGACGGUGUUGACAAGCCAGGCUCGAGCAUUGGUCCAGGGGAGAACUUUACAUACAUCUGGCAGGUGCUAGAAGGUCCAUCUUCGUCUGAUUCUCCCUGUAUCCCUUACCUAUACUACUCUGCCACCGAUCCUGUCUCAGAUACCAACUCUGGAUUGGUGGGACCUCUACUCGUGUGCAAGAAAGGAGCGCUCGGGGAGAACGGAACCCAGAAAGGGGUGGAUAAGGAGUUCUUCCUUCUGUUUGCGGUCAUGGACGAAAACAUGAGCUGGUAUUUGCAUGAGAAUAUUGAGGACGCCGAGCUUGAUGAUGAGAACUUCGUGGAGAGCAAUAAGAUGCAUGCUGUAAAUGGACUUAUGUAUGGGAACCUUCCCGGACUGGAGAUGUGUGCUGGGGACAAAGUUAGGUGGUACACCUUUGGUCUAGGUACGGAGGUGGACAUCCAUGGUGUUUAUUUUGAAGGGAAUACCUUCAAGAGGCACAACACAACACGAGACACUAUCAACCUGUUCCCUCACACCACUGCUACUGUUGCCAUGCAGCCAAACACUCCUGGUGUGUAUGAGGUGAGCUGCAGAGUAACAGAUCACUACUCAGCUGGUAUGAGGCAGCAGUACAGAGUGAACCUCUGUCCACAACACAAAGUGAAGCACUCACGCACAGAGCCAACCAGGAUUGUGCAGUAUUUUAUUAGUGCUGAAGAAAUCGAGUGGGACUACUCACCUAGCAGAAACUGGGAGCAGGAGAAACACAGCACUGGAUCGGAGGACAGUCCAGGUAGUAUAUUUGUGGAGAAAGGGCAAAACAGAAUUGGCUCGCGAUAUAAGAAGGUGGUGUACAGAGAAUACACUGAUGACACCUUCGAGGUUCAGAAGAAACGGCAGCCCAACCAAGAGCACCUGGGAAUUAUUGGUCCAAUAAUCAAAGGAGAGGUAGGAGAGCAGAUUGUGAUCACACUCAAGAACAAAGCCAGCCGGCCGUACUCUAUCACUGCCCAUGGAGUUAAGGCCAGCGGUGCGCACAUUCCAGUCAAACCUGGCUUCAUAAUAGAGUUGACGUGGGAUAUUCCUGAAAGCUCCGGCCCAGGGGUCUCAGAUCCUAACUGCAUCUCUUACGCCUACUACUCCAGUGUUGAUUUCAUUAGGGAUCUGCACAGUGGCCUCCUGGGGCCUCUUGUUAUAUGCAGGCCUGGUACUCUGCGGGGGCCCGACAGACAGAGGGUUGAUGUGGAGAAGGAGUUUGCCUUGCUCUUCAUGGUACAUGAUGAAAACCAGUCCUGGUACAUGGACGACAACAUCAAAAAAUAUCUUGGUGUCGACCCCGGUAAUUUCGAGCCUGGUGAAGACUUUGAGGAAAGCAAUCUGAUGCACGGGAUCAAUGGUAAGCUGUAUGGUAACCUCCAUGGGCUGGUGAUGACACAGGGACAGAAAGUUGACUGGUAUCUACUGGGAAUGGGCAACGAAGUGGACAUGCAUACUGUUCACUUCCACGCUGAGACUUUUACCUACAAGACUGACCGAGUGCACCGUGCAGAUGUCUUUGAUCUCUUCCCCGGCACUUUCCAAACAGUGGAAAUGACGGCCGGAAACCCUGGAACUUGGUUGCUCCAUUGUCAUGUGACUGACCACAUCCACGCUGGCAUGGAGACCACUUUCACAAUUGAAGAGACCUCACCAAUGGCAGCCUUGCCAGCUGCGGCACCAGGAACUGAAGUCUCCACAAAGAUGCUGCUUCUCACGCUGGCACUCGGUCUUAUAACUGGACUGCAUUAAUGGAAGGACACUGGACUGUGUGUGGGUUACCACAGCACUGGUCAUGAAUGCACUUAAAAUGCAGGGAUAAAAUCACUGUUGUGUAUGUAUUUGCAGGAGGUUAUGUAUGUGUAUGCAUAUGUUAUGCAUUGAUCAGAAGAGUCAAAGCAUACCAACGACUGUAGAAUCUGAAUUAUUUUCUUGUUAGUACUAAAAGAAACUUUUAUAUUUUGUGGGAUGUGUCUGUUUUCUAACAUGUUGCAAUGUGUUUGAUAUUGUUUUGCAAAAAAGUGCUUUACCAAAUAUUUGGCUCUGGAUAUUAUUGUGCAAUAAAAACAUGUAUUCCACUGUGCUGAGA